Schistocerca gregaria is the source of this 522-nucleotide messenger RNA. RefSeq names its product microtubule-associated protein 1A-like. The transcript has a single exon. The record is from RefSeq and is a predicted model, not a curated record. NCBI's taxonomy places the organism in Eukaryota, Metazoa, Arthropoda, Insecta, Orthoptera, Acrididae. Bases 1 to 522 code for a protein of 173 amino acids.
AUGGCAAGACUAAGGAGGGAUCUACGGGACAAGAGGAAGUACUACCAACAAGAAAAGACAGCUCCUGAAAGAAGGGAUUUACGGGACAAGAGGAAGUACUACCAACAAGAAAAGACAGCUCCUGGAAGAAGGGAUUUACGGGACAAGAGGAAGUACUACCAACAAGAAAAGACAGCUCCUGAAAGAAGGGAUUUACGGGACAAGAGGAAGUACUACCAACAAGAAAAGACAGCUCCUGAAAGAAGGGAUUUACGGGACAAGAGGAAGUACUACCAACAAGAAAAGACAGCUCCUGAAAGAAGGGAUUUACGGGACAAGAGGAAGUACUACCAACAAGAAAAGACAGCUCCUGAAAGAAGGGAUUUACGGGACAAGAGGAAGUACUACCAACAAGAAAAGACAGCUCCUGAAAGAAGGGAUUUACGUGACAAGAGGAAGUACUACCAACAAGAAAAGACAGCUCCUGAAAGACAGAUGAGACUUGAUCUGCAUCGUGAUGCUAAACAGAAAUACCAAAAAUAA